UCCAAAAAAAUGCUAUAUAAUUAAAUAAGUUUAACUCGGUACUUUUUUCCUAAAUAUUUCCAAAAAUUAUGCUGUUUGGCAAAAUAUGCCCUCAAGAUGGAUUUUGUUGGAAGACCUUUUUCAUUAAGACCCUUUACCAUCCUUCAGUGGCAGAUGAGAUUUUAAGAUUGCCUCUGUCCAAGGGAAAUCUUAAGAAUAAGGUCAUUUAACCGCACUCACAGUCUGGGAAUUAUUUUGUGAAGAAAGAGUAUCAUCCAUAUAAAGCACAAAAGCUUAGAUGAUCAAUUGAGUUCUGCUUCUUCUGUCAGUCAGAAACUUAGGACCAGGUUAUGGAAGCUGAAAUUGCCUUUCGAAUACUUGGUCUUUUCUUUUGGAAGUUAGUACACAAUGCUUUACUUGUUAAAGAAAAGUUGGUUAAAAGACAAAUUAUAUCUUCUGCAUGUGUACUUUGUGGUGACAAUGAAGUGAUUGCCACUUGUUUUUAUCUUGUUCUAUUGCUAGAGCAGUUUGGUUUGCUCGUGUAUGUGGUGUCAGACUUGAUCUGUUGCAACCAUAGUCAAUUGGAUUUUGAGUAGAACAUUGUAUCAAUGCUUUUUAUGAGGAUGGCUCUGUUAACUCCUUGUUUAUGGCUGUGGUGGUUGGGAGUUCUGUGGUCUGUGUGGUUUUUCAAGAACAACGUUGCUUUUGAAGGCUGGUCUAUUUCACCUAAUGUGAUGGUAAAAUAUGGAAGGGGGUGGAUGGUUAGUUGUUCAGAUGUUAAUGCUAAAGUGCAGGUGUUCUUCUAAAAGAAAUAAAAUCGACUGCCUUUGUUUUCGAGUGCAAGGACAGGUUGGGGAGAAGUAUGCUGCUUGUAUGUUAUAGUCAAGCAGUGACAACCAGGAAAUAAUGCCACUUUUUAAGCUCUCAGGAGGCUCUAAUGUGUGCAGAGGGUGAAUGCCUUGAUAGAUAAUCAACAUAUUUUGCUGGAUCUUUAUAAAGAAAGUUGUAGCAGCUGGAAGUUGACAACUAUUUCUAGGAUAUCAGAGCAUUAAGGGGAUCUUUUCUUAAUUUAUGGUAGAAAUAUGUUGAUAGAAGAAUAGUAGGUUGUGAAUCAAAUUUUGCUAAGGUAGCAGCUCAAUACUAUUAUGCAUCCUGUCUGAGUACUUAGCUUCUAUAUUUCUAUCAAGUAUCUUUUCUUGAUAAUGUAUUAGAAAGAAUGUGACAAAAUUUCUCGUCCCCUUGGUCCAUUGCUUCAAUACUACAGGGGGUGGCUAUGGCCACGACCACCUGCCCCUUUUCUAAAGUCCAACCAUGGCUGACCAAUGGAUGCAUUCAGAGUUAGUUAGACUUCGAUCACUUGGUAAGCUGAUGCAGAAAUGAUAUAAUAUUGCACAUCUAUAAUUUAAAAUGUGAGACUAAUAUGCUUUUAAGGGGGGGAAUAGAUUUUCCAGAUUUAAGGCAUCCUGUAAUUGAUAGAACACCUUUCUUCAUCCAAUGCAUGUGACCAAACUUUUCAAGUUUACUCCCUGCUAGAUCAAAAAACUAGCCCCAACAAGCGAUGGUCUACCUUUGUUAAGAUUGUGCCUCUGAUACACGUGUAUUUAGUGUGAGUGUUAAAUUGGGAAGGAUGCCAAAGAAGACUGAAAUCGAUUAAGUUAAUACGGACGAUACAUUUUAUGGUAAGACCAGUUGCAAUAAUGCAGAGCCUUCCCAAAGCAGCCACAGGAAUUCCGUACAUGGCAGCUUGAAGUUCACAUUAAUGGCAAAUAGGGGAUGAUGACAGAUAUUUUCCCCAGAGCCAAAUUAAAAAUCACAUUUGUUGCAACACCAGUUCUCCAAGAAUCUGCCACAUCCUGCACUGGACUGCAAGCAAUAUGCAUCACAACUAUAAGUUGAUGGGUGCAAAUUGCACAAUGCAAUACAUACAAAUAUACACAAAUGACCAAAUUGUUUCUUUUAUGAGACAGUUUUGCACAAUGCAUAGUGACAAAUUCCUCUAAGUGAACGAGGUCAAUUAAACUUUUUUUUGCUCUCGCAUAGUAUAUCCUCAAGGCUUUCAACCAAAGACUAAUCAUUGUUCACACUGGAUGGGCCCACGAAGGAGUAAAGCACUAGCCUAAAAAAUUCUUUUCAAAGUGCAGGUAGCAGGACUUGAACUGGGGAGCACAUCCAAUCGAGCCCAGUACAAACACCUUGAGACUGAGAGGUCAAUUAAACUUAAUACUUAGUAUCAUCAAUUGCUAAUUUCUUCAUCAGCCAACAUUGGGGAUUUCUACAUCCAUUUCAUUUUCAAACAAGCUUCUACUGGCUUGCACACUGCCAACAAUGACAAUUUCAUUGGGUCAAUGUGCAAUGGGUUACAGAUACUACAAAUGUGUAGAAAAAAAAAUCCAUACUCGUGUGAAAAAUUAGUAAUGAGUUUUCAAGGUUUAGUGUAAUGUUUGUUUUGGUCCCUCAUAAUACUUUUUUUUUCUUUUUUCUUUUUUUUUUUACAAGGUCUACUUUUUAUCUUAUAUAAUUUUUAUUAUGAUGGUAAAAUAAAGGAUCAAACUAGUCUUUUAAUUACUGUGACACAAAAUGUACUUAUCUUUGGAAAUCUCCUAUGUUUAUUCUCCCAAAUUUCCUUUUAACUAGGAAAUCACGAUUUAUCUCAGUACCUAAACUAUCUUAACAUGCUUUCAGAUUUCCUAAAAAGAAAUUAGGAUAAUGCACAUGGCUGGCAUUUAAUUUCAAAUAUAAAGAAGAUGCAUGUGAGGUUUGAAAGCAUUCAAGAAUUUAAUUAAAUUAAGGCAAAGAUCAUUCUAAAUCUCUGCUAUAAAUAUCAAUCUUUUUAUUCCCUUCAGACCACAAGGCAUCUCUACCAGCCUUCUUGUAAGAAUUCUUCACUAACCAAAAUACACAAGUAUUUGACAAAGGGAAAACAAAACAAGAACUUUCUGUGUUUGGCUGUGAAGGUUUUGAACCCACUUCAAUGGACUACUACCACGUCUGUCCUCAACCUCAGUUACAAACUUACAUUGUCAAAUUAUCCAGUCCAAAAUCGAAUCUGAACAAUUUGCUGUCAAAAAUGCAUGGAGAACAUAAAGUUUUCAUUGAUGCACAAGGAGCUGUGAGAAUUCAAACUACUAUACAACCCCAAGAGUUCAUGCAGCUUCUUGAUCAAUGGCAGAAAAGGGAGCUUCCAUAUGAAGCAAGGGUGGAAAACCACAACCAUGUUAUGCAAGUAGGAGAGCUCCAACAAUUAAGUAAACUUGAGAGGUUGAAAAAUGCAGAGAUUGUUCAAUCUAGAAACUGGAAACUGACAUUCAAUGACUACAAAGAUGGCAAUAAUAAUGCUCAAAAUGGUGAGAAAAAUAACAAUGGUCCCUCCAAUCCAAAGCCUGCAAAUAACAAUGGUGCUGGACCAAGUCAUGGUGGAUGUGAGAAAAAGAACCAUUGUUCUUGUGCCUUUCGUGAUGGUGGGAAUGGUCAUGUGGUGAAAAACAAGCCCCAAACCCACACUAUCUAUGUUGAAUUCCCAUAUGCUUCAAAUGGAUGUGUAUCCACAGCAGAACUACUAUGAUUACCAUGCACCACCACCACCCCCACAGAAUGCCCACUACGUGGACAUGUCAUGUGGUGAUUAUGAGCCAAAAUGCAUCGUGAUGUGAAUUGAAAAUUGCUUGGUUCUUUUAAGUCACCAUCCAAAAAUAUUGAUCUCAUGAAUAAGUUUCUUUGUUUACCUUAAUAUUUGUUGGUUUAGU
Molecule: messenger RNA, 3722 nt
Organism: Quercus lobata
Lineage: Eukaryota; Viridiplantae; Streptophyta; Magnoliopsida; Fagales; Fagaceae
Exons: 3
Coding region: 2951-3541 (196 amino acids)
Source: RefSeq, a predicted model, not a curated record